Messenger RNA from Punica granatum (pomegranate), 1468 nucleotides. The record is from RefSeq and is a predicted model, not a curated record. NCBI's taxonomy places the organism in Eukaryota, Viridiplantae, Streptophyta, Magnoliopsida, Myrtales, Lythraceae.
UUAUUUUUUUGGCUGAAUGCUUCUCCAAGAAUUUAUGAAAACAAAAGCUUUUGGUUGGGUCCUCUGCUCUGCAGUGUGUGAUCGGAAAAAGUGACGGACAGACGGAAGAUGGAAGAAGAAGAAAAACUUCCGUCGGGGAAGUACACUUGGAUGAUCAAUAGCUUCUCCAAGAAGAAGAACAAGCCCAUGUUCUUCUCUGAUGCGUUUACUGUUGGAGGCUGCAAGUGGCUAGUAGUUACUUAUCCCAAGGGUAAAGGCAUGGGCAGCCCAGAUCAUUUGUCAAUGUUCUUAGAGGUUGCUGAUGCUGCAACAUUGCCUGAUGGAUGGUGCAGAGAUGCCAAGUUCGCAUUCACUUUAGUUGAUCAGGACAGCAAAGUUGGCUCAACAACAGAGAGUGGACGAAACAAAUUCACUGCCGAAUUUAGCAGUUGGGGGUUCGGGCAAUUCAUGCGUCUGACGAAGCUUCAUGAUAACACUAAAGGUUAUGUGGUUCAUGACGCCGUGGUUGUUGCAGUUGAGAUAACACUCCACGAGGUUGUUCCGUCGGUCGAGUUAGCCACACAAGUGAGCACCCUUGGCACUUAUUUCAGCAGUUUUUCUGAUUAUUUUACUACUACUGGGACCCCUCAUUUGGAAGAAGGAUCAUCUUCGGAUAGGCAGACCAUUGAUUUGGCUUCUGACGCUCCGAGCUCAGAUGAUAUAGAGAAGGCCAAACACUCCUUGAUGGAAUGCUCUUCAGCCCUGUCGAUCUUAAGCCAUGCCCAAGCUGGGUUAUCUACUGAUCAGCAGAGAUCAAUCGAGACAUUUAAGGCCAACUUUGAUGAUUUUGUGUGCAACUUCUUAAACUUCGAACAAAAAAAUUCCGAUUUUGAGCUGCAAAAAAUCACGAGGGACCAUAUAUAUUCUGCAAUGAAGAGGAAUCACGAGACUCACCUGUCACACCAGCAAUUGUUCGAUAGCAUAACCAAGGAAAAGGAAGGGCUCCACAAGAGACUGAAGGAACUGAGCUUCAGAGAGACAAAGCUGGUGUAUGACUGGGAAAAUCUGAUGAAUGAAUCGGAGGAAGUGAAAUCGAGAUAUGCUAUUCAGGAGAGGAAGCUGGCACAGGCAGAGGAGAAGAAGAAAAUAGCUGAAGAAAGGAUGUCUCGAUCGACCAGUGCUUGGUCCAGUCUGCAGGAACAAUUCCUAUAAACUUUCGGCUUGCCAAGUGAAAGUGGCUGAGAAGCUGCAAGAACAUUAACUGCUUUGUGUUGCAUCGGAGGAUGUGACUGAUAUUCGAAAUGCUGUCUGUAAAACCUUUUAGUUUUAGAAAUCUUAUUUUGUGGGCUAAUAUUUUGUGGUCAUUAUGUUCCCCUCCAUGUUGUGAAGCACUGCGGUGGAUAUCGCAAAUGUCCCCUUGGCCCAGCCCCAACUAUAUUUUUUAUCAACGAGUGUUGGCCAAUAUAUAUAUAUAUUUAUUCGUCUCCAA